AGAUUGUAUGCAUAUCAAGAAUGAAUGAAGUAUUUUGGGAUGAGAGAACAUGGCUGCUACAUCCUUAUCUCUCUCCUUUCUUCCUAAGCCUAACUCAUCUCUUUUCUUUUCCAAAAAUGUCUCCCACAUUUCACUACUUAGAAAAAUCCACCCUCUCAAGAUUCACAAUCUACCAUUAAUUUCCUCCACAAACAAUAUCCAAAAUUCUUGGAAAAUUUCCGCUAUUUCUGAGAAUUUCUUGCUAUCAGAAGCAAACCCACCAGCUGAAAUCACCGAACAAAUAGUAUCUACAGCUGAAACUACAGAGCAAAUAGUUUCUUCCACCAGUGAUGAUGGAGUGUCAACCAUCAUAUCAGCUCUCCUUUUUGUUGCUUUCGUUGGCUUAUCCAUUCUCACUAUUGGGGUAAUCUACAUAGCGGUUACAGAUUUCUUGCAAAAAAGGGAGAAAGAGAAGUUUGAGAAGGAAGAGUCAGCUAAGAAAAAGAAGACUAGUGGUCGCAAGGGCAAAAUCGUAGCUAGAUCAGCUAGAGCUGGACCUAAAGGCUUUGGUCAAAAACUUGAGGAACCUGAUGAUAAUGACGACUAAAAUUCGUUACUUACUGGAGAUGUAAUGGCAAAUGCAGAAUCGAAGCAGCAGUUAGAGAGAAUGAAUCAGAAGCAUAGAAGAAGAGAGUAGUAGUGCUUGGAACAGGAUGGGCUGGCCAGUGCGAGCUUCCUAAAGAUCUUGAUAUUUAUUCCUAUGUAUAACUAUCAUUCUUUAAUUUGAGAGUAAAGAGCUCGCUUGUUACACGGGAUUUAACGUAUCCAACGGACGGAAAGGCCUUUCCCCUCCCUCCGUAACACCCACUAACUCAAACCUUUUUUAAAAGAA
This is a messenger RNA of Nicotiana tabacum (common tobacco), 871 nucleotides long. RefSeq lists its product as uncharacterized. The record is from RefSeq and is a predicted model, not a curated record. Gene Ontology annotation, cellular component: chloroplast thylakoid membrane. Lineage: Eukaryota; Viridiplantae; Streptophyta; Magnoliopsida; Solanales; Solanaceae.